Salmo salar (Atlantic salmon) is the source of this 2465-nucleotide messenger RNA. RefSeq names its product C-terminal-binding protein 1. Lineage: Eukaryota; Metazoa; Chordata; Actinopteri; Salmoniformes; Salmonidae. The record is from RefSeq and is a predicted model, not a curated record. Gene Ontology annotation, cellular component: nucleus. Gene Ontology annotation, biological process: regulation of transcription by RNA polymerase II. Gene Ontology annotation, molecular function: DNA-binding transcription factor binding; transcription coactivator activity; transcription coregulator binding.
GUGCAUGCAUGUGUGAUAGAGAUAGUCGAAAUAGAAAGUGAGAGAGGGAGGGAGAGUGAAGGAGCAAAGGGGAAUGCUUGCCACUGAGGGAGGGAAAAGGAAUAAGGAAAUUGAAGUAGCCGCCAUAUGCUGUGGACUUUUAUGAAUGUCUUGCUGAAGUGAAUAUUCUUUUUUGGGAAAAAAGAUGGGAAGCUCGCAUUUUCUGAACAAAGGCUUGCCUUUAGGCAUUCGGCCGCCUAUCAUGAACGGGCCCAUGAACCCACGGCCCCUGGUGGCCCUGCUGGACGGGCGUGACUGCACCAUAGAGAUGCCAAUCCUAAAAGACGUGGCCACUGUGGCCUUCUGUGAUGCCCAGUCCACCCAGGAGAUCCAUGAGAAGGUACUGAACGAGGCUGUAGGAGCUCUAAUAUACCACACCAUCACGCUAAUGAGGGAGGACCUGGAGAAAUUCAAGGCACUUCGGCUCAUCGUCCGCAUAGGCAGUGGCUUCGACAAUAUCGACAUCAAGUCGGCUGGAGAUUUAGGGAUAGCAGUGUGUAACAUGCCAGCAGCGUCUGUGGAGGAGACAGCGGACUCCACACUGUGUCACAUCCUGAACUUGUACAGACGAACCACGUGGCUUCACCAGGCACUGCGCGAGGGCACCAGGGUACAGAGCGUGGAGCAGAUCAGAGAGGUGGCGUCCGGGGCGGCGCGGAUCCGUGGGGAGACACUUGGCAUCAUCGGCCUCGGUCGUGUUGGCCAGGGUGUAGCACUCAGAGCCAAAGCGUUUGGGUUCAAUGUGAUAUUCUAUGACCCAUACCUGUCUGACGGGAUGGAGCGAGCCCUGGGCCUGCAGCGGGUCAACACCCUCCAGGAUCUGCUUUUCCACAGCAACUGUGUCACCCUCCACUGCAGUCUCAAUGAGCACAACCACCACCUCAUCAAUGACUUCACCAUCAAACAGAUGCGCCAGGGUGCGUUCCUGGUUAACACGGCCCGAGGGGGGCUUGUGGAUGAGAAGGCCCUGGCACAGGCCCUGAAAGAGGGGAGGAUACGAGGGGCAGCCCUGGACGUCCACGAGACAGAGCCCUUUGGCUUCAGCCAGGGACCUCUGAAAGAUGCUCCUAACCUGAUAUGUACUCCCCAUGCUGCCUGGUACAGCGAACAGGCUUCUAUUGAGAUGAGAGAGGAGGCAGCCCGGGAGAUCCGACGAGCCAUUUCAGGUCGUAUUCCAGACAGCCUAAAGAACUGUGUGAAUAAAGAGUUCCUGUCCCAGACUACUCACUGGGUCAAUAUGGACCCUGCUGUCAUUCAUCCUGAGCUCAAUGGGUCCUACAGGUACCCUCCUGGUGUUGUGAGUUUGGCCUCUGGGGGGCUCCCUCCGCCUAUAGAGGGAAUCGUUCCUAAUGCCGUGCCCAUAACACACAGCCUGCCCAGCGUCGCCCACCCCUCUCACGCCCCUUCGCCGGGCCAGCCAGGCAAAGCAGAGUCAGACAGAGAGCAGCACCCCAAUGACCAGUUGUUGUAGCCCCGCCCCCAGAGCUCUCUGUCCAACCAAAAGAACUCUACUGGUCUUCAUUCGUCCGAAGAGGAAUGGAGUUGAAGCCUCAUAGGUUUCAAACAGCUGCCAUGAAACAGACAGACUCAAAGAGGUCUAUUACAGUUCAUCUGGUCCAACCAUAGUGGUCAACUUUUUCAAACAUUUUUUUUUGUGCAGAAAAAGUAAAAUAAUAAUGUGGAUUUGAAAAGAGAAAACACAAAUAUCCUUUAAAGCGAAUCCUGCUGUUUAGAAUGUAGUUUGACCUAGUAAAGUGGGCGAAUAUCUGUUGCUGUGUCCUAUGGGUUCAUCGUUAAAGCAGAAGUAGUUGAUUAUAACAUGAAUAACCUAUUUGUGUACAGUUUUUAGAACUAUGAAAACAAUAUUUAUAUUGCAGUCUAAAAGAAAAAUAAGGGUGAAAACUAACCAACUGAUUUUAAAAAGACAGUAUGUUUGUUUUUAUAUAUACAAGCCCCAAAAGAGGAAGCUUUUGCACAACUUCUCAGGAAAUUGAAUUUCUGUAGUUAUUUUCCAUUUAUGCCAGAUUGUGCUUUCUUUUUCUACCACCUGCCUGUUUUGUUUAUAUGAGCAAACAUACUAACCCAUAAGAGUCUUAAGCACUGUCUAUGCCGGGGGAGGAGGUGGGUUCUACUAAGCUAUAUUGAAUUGUUUUAAGAAGGUCAUACCAAAGAUUAUUUAGCUAUUUGAUUUUGAAUUUUAAGACCCCUUGAAGUAUCAACAAAAAUGUAGAUUUAAAAAAAAUAUAUGAAUUUUAACACAAACUUUCUUUAGAUUUUUUUUUGGGGGGGACCAUCUGUUGUUCCAUGUAGUGAUCUGUUAUUCGAUGCGUUUGUAUGGGCUAAUAAGCAGUAAGGCUAAAUACAAUUUUUAGGUAUAAAAAAAUAUAUAUAAAAAAUAUACUGCUCAAAAAAAAAAAAGGGAACAC